Thecamonas trahens ATCC 50062 is the source of this 1185-nucleotide messenger RNA. RefSeq lists its product as uncharacterized. Gene Ontology annotation, biological process: negative regulation of transcription by RNA polymerase II; positive regulation of transcription by RNA polymerase II. Gene Ontology annotation, molecular function: zinc ion binding; DNA-binding transcription factor activity, RNA polymerase II-specific; RNA polymerase II cis-regulatory region sequence-specific DNA binding. The coding region runs from base 1 to 1185 and encodes 394 amino acids. The record is from RefSeq and is a predicted model, not a curated record. The transcript has a single exon. NCBI's taxonomy places the organism in Eukaryota, Apusomonadida, Apusomonadidae.
AUGUCGCAAGCGUGCCUAAACUGUGGGGUGACCAAGACGCCCAUCUGGCGCAAGGGCCUGGACAACCGUGUGGUGUGCAAUGCCUGCGGGCUGUACUUUCGCAACCAUGGCAAGUCCCGCCCCAUGGACGUCAUUGCCGGCAAGCGCUCUCGCUCGGCUAUAACCAGUGGCGGCAUGAGCCGGGCAGAGCGGAGGAGGAUUGCUCGCGAGGCGAAGGAAGCUGCGGCGUUGGCUGCAGCGGCAGCUGAUACUGGUGGCUAUGCCAUCACUGCCGUCUCGUCCUUUGUCAAGUCGGCGGCGCUGGCGAGAGAGACGCCCGCCGCUCGGGCCCGUCUCGAAGCCGCCGUCAUUCCUCGCAUGCCAGAGCUCGAGGCCUACGCCCCGGCAAAGUCCAACGUCGACUGGCGCUCCACCGCUCCGCCCAUCCCGCGCUCCGCGCCUCCAGGCAACAUCGCUGCUCGCCCGCGCCCGCUGCCCUUUAUCCGCACAAACACCAUCCCGGCCGUCCGCAAGCGCGAGCGGAUGAACGCCAUCAUGGAGGAGGUCUACCGCGCCACAAAGCGGCCCAAGCGGAGCUCGCGCAAGACUGCUGUCACAGAGCCUGCCUCUCCUGCCACUGCUGCCUCACCGCCUCCGCUCGAUGUCGACGCCGUCCCGCUCGUCGUCGACCCGGCCACUGACUCCGGCUCGCCUGAUGACCCCGAGUCGUCCGACGACGACCUCGCCGCCUGGGAUGCUGUCCACACUGUUGACCGCCCCUCGGACGGGCUCUCACUUCGCAUCGGCGACGCCGUCGCCAUCCGCGCAGACCCCGCCUCGUCGCUCGAGUAUCACGCCGUCAUCGCAGGCUUUACCUGGAACCUCGAUGCCAUCUACGUCGUUUGGCUCCGCCGCCGCGCUGCUGCGGCUGUCUCCGCUGCGCCCGGCCCGCCGCUUUCGGCCUUUUACGACCUCGCCGAGCUCGACCCGGCUCCACAGCCGUUCGAUGCCGUCGUCAGCUGCCUCGGCUUUUCCGCCCAUCUCCCCUUUGACCUCAUCCGCGCCGCCCGCGCCGCCGCGCUCAUCACCGCCGACGCCGACGCCGACGCCGACGCUGACGCCGCCGCCGUCUCGCCGGCCCUACAGGCCGACGACAGCCUUGCCCGCCUCGCUCUCGUCUCGUCGCUCGCCGUAGCUCAAGCAUGA